Messenger RNA from Conger conger (European conger), 3628 nucleotides. RefSeq lists its product as uncharacterized. The transcript has 15 exons. The record is from RefSeq and is a predicted model, not a curated record. The coding region runs from base 98 to 3304 and encodes 1068 amino acids. Gene Ontology annotation, cellular component: endosome; endosome membrane. Gene Ontology annotation, biological process: early endosome to Golgi transport. Gene Ontology annotation, molecular function: phosphatidylinositol binding. NCBI's taxonomy places the organism in Eukaryota, Metazoa, Chordata, Actinopteri, Anguilliformes, Congridae.
UGCUGAUAGUUUGAGCGACGUUUUUCAAAGUGCGGGUGGCGUGACCGCAGUAUGCUAUUGCUCGUAUCUUCAGUCAAGUUUAUUGCAUUGAGUAAAGAUGGCAGCCAACGCAGAGCGAAGUUCCCCUCGAUUCUCUGAAGAACAAGAUGAGCCUGACGCUGAGAUUGUAGACGGAGACAGUGGUGAAAUAUUUGAUAUCUUCGGCACUAGCAAGCCAUUGGAAACCCGGACAGAGCCUUUUGAAUCACCAAGUGAUGUCUUCAGUGUUGCUAAUGCUGGUAUUCCCAGUGAGCUGCCCGUUGAUAUAUCCAAUGAAUCAAGCCCUGAUAUAUCUACUGAACCACCGGCUGUUAUCCCCAGUGAACCACCUGCUGAUGCCUCAAGCAAACCACUGGCCAACAUCUUGAGUGAACCACCAGUUGACAUCUUCAGUGAACCAUUGGCUGAUAUCUCAAGCGAACCAUUGGCUGAUAUCUCAAGCCAACCACUGGCUGAUAUCUCAAGCCAACCACUGUCCGACAUCUUGAGUGAACCACCAGUUGACAUCUUCGGUGAACCAUUGGCUGACAUCUCAAGCCAACCACUGGCUGAUAUCUCAAGCCAACCACUGUCCGACAUCUUGAGUGAACCACCAGUUGACAUCUUCGGUGAACCACUGGCUGAUGCCUCUAGUGAAUCACUGGCUGAUGCCUCUAGUGAAUCACUGGCUGAUGCCUCUAGUGAAUCACUGGCUGAUACCUCUAGUGAAUCACUGGCUGAUAUCUCAAGUGAGCCUUUUGCUGACAUCUUCAGUGAACCAUUGGCUGAUACCUCAAGUGAGCCAGUGGCUGAUAUCUCAAGUGACUCGCCAGUUGAUAUCUCUAGUGCACCAUUGCUUGAUAUCUCAAAUGAACCACCAGCUGACAUCUCCAGCGAACCACUGGCUGCUAUCUCAAGUGAACCAGUGGCUGAUACCCCAAGUGAGCCAGUGGCUGAUAUCUUGGGUGAACCAGUGGCUGAUAUCUUGGGUGAAUCACCAGUUGACAUCUCCAGUCAACUAUUGGCUGAUACCCCAAGUGAACUAGUGGCUGAUGUCUUAAGUGAAUCGCCAGUUGAUAUCUCCAGUGCACCAUUGCUUGAUAUCUCUAGUGAAACACUAGAUGAUAUCUCUAAUAAACCAUUAGCUGAUAUCUCAACUGAACUGCCAGAGGAUAUUCAUAGUGAACCACCAGUCGAUGCCUCCAGUGAACAACAUGUUGAAAUCUGCUGUGCACCUCCAGCUAGUAGCCCAAGUGAACCACCAGUUGAUAUCUCUAGUGAGCCAAUUCCUGAUAUCUUUACUGAGCCACCAGGUGAUAUCUCCAAUAAACAACCAGAUGAAAAUUCUAAUGAAAUUCUGGCUGAUAUCACUAGUGAACCACCAGUUAAUAUAUCCAUUGAAUCAUUGGAUGAUGACCCACUAGUUGGUGUCUCUAGUGAGCCACCAGGUGAAAUCUCCAAUGAUCAAUUGGCUGAUGCAUUCAGUGAACUGGAAGUAGAUCUCUCCAGCAAGGUAUUGUCUGAUAUCGCAAGUGAAGCACCAACUGAUAUCACAUGUGAGCCAUUGGCUGAUGUCUCUGGUGAACCACUAGCUGAUAUCUCUAGUGCACCAUCUCCUGGUGUCUUUACUGACCCAUUGGCCGAUAUCUCUGGUGUAUCACCUCCUGGUGUCUUUACUGACCCAUUGGCUGACAUCUCUGGUGAACCUCUAGCUGAUAUCUCCAGUGCAUCACCUCCUGGUGUCCUUACUGACCCAUUGGCUGAUAUCUCUGGUGAACCUCUAGCUGAUAUCUCCAGUGCAUCACCUCCUUGUGUCUUUACUGACCCAUUGGCUGAUAUCACUGCGGAAAUUCCCAGCCAACCUCAGCCUCCUGCAGUGACAUCCAGUGACUCCAGUGAACCUUUGGCUGAUAUAUUCAGUGAAGAAGGCGUGGCCACCAACAGCAUUGUCUCCAAGGCCCUCAGCAUGCAGACAGAGGAGGAAGUACAGGAUAUAUUUACAGAGGCCACUGUUGAACUGUCCUUGGACAGCGCACACGAUGUCCAGAAGAUGGAGGUAUCCAACGUCCCCACGUUGUUCGACCCCAGCUCCGAUACGCCCGCGACAGCUGAUUCCCCACAAGAGGAGGAGGAGAGCACGGAUGCAUUUGAGGUCAACAUCACUGUCACCAACCCUGAGAAAGUGGGGGAUGGCAUGAAUGCUUACAUGGCCUACAAGGUCUCCACACAGACCACGCUGGCCGUGUUCUGCAGCCACGCCUUCACUGUCAGCCGUAGGUUCAGUGAUUUUCUGGCACUUUAUGAAAAACUGACAGAAAAACACUCACAGAACGGAUACCUUGUGCCCCCUCCACCAGAGAAGAGCAUUCUGGGGAUGACGAAGCUGAAGGUGGGAAAGGAGGACUCUUCAUCCGCCGAGUUUGUGGAAAGAAGGAGAGCCGCGUUGGAGAGGUACCUGCUGAGGGUGGUCUCGCACCCCUCUCUCAUACAGGACCCGGAUGUCCUGGAGUUCCUGGAGAAAGAGGAGUUUCCCCGGCCAGUGAGAAACACUCUGACUGGCGCUGGCAUCUGGAAGAUGAUUAGUCGCGCCACUGAAGCCAUCAGCAGGAUGACCAUGAAGAUGGAAGAGUCUGAUGCUUGGUUUGAGCAGAAGAUGCAGCACGUCGAGUCCGAAGACUUGAGGCUGAGAAAGCUCCACGCCAUAGUAGGCUCGAUGGUCACCCACAGAAAAGAGAUGUCGGGCAGCACAGCGCAGUUUGCUAAGAGCGUGGCGGUGUUGGGGAGCUCGGAGGACAACACAGCGCUGUCCUGUGUGCUGACCCAGCUGGCCGAGCUGGAGGCCCAGGUGGAGCAGCUGCAGCAGGACCAGGCCAUCAGCGAUUACUCCAUCCUCGCCGAGCUGCUCACCGACAACAUCCGCUUGCUGGGGGCGCUGCGGAACUGCUUUGACCAGCGGAUCCAGGUGUGGCAGCAUUGGCAGAAUGCUCAGAACACUCUGCAGAAACAGCGGGAGGUGGAGGCCAAGCUGCAGUGGGCCAACAAACCGGACAAACUGCAGCUGGCCAAGGAUGAGAUCGCUGAGUGGGAGUCCAAAGUCUCUCAGUAUGAAAGAGAGUUUGAGAAGAUUUCUGCGACUGUUCGAAAUGAAGUUCUGUGGUUUGAGAAAGAGAAAGCCAGAGACUUCAAGACCCAGAUCCUCAGAUACCUGGAGUCUCUUCUGCAUUCAGAGCAACAGGUGAUGAAACAUUGGGAGACCUUCCUGCCUGAAGCCAAAGCCAUCGCCUGAGAAGCUGACAGCGCUGGCAGAAGCCAGCUUUUCGGGUGUUACCUCCUUCAAACCAAGAAUCACCAUGAACUGUUCAGUGAAAGAGAAACAGUACAAUUAUUUUUUAAUCCCUCUUAUCCUGUAGCCUUUGCAUUUAACCGUUUUAUCAAAUAUUUGCUAUACUUGUAAUCCUCACUUAAAUCAUUUUCACUUAUUUUCUUAAUAAUGAAAAACUAUCUCAAAGUUGAAGAUGGUGACAGGUGCCUUUUAUUUUAUACGUGUCAAAAGAUUUUCAUUCUGGGGUGAAUGGUUGUGCUACUACAAAAUAAACACUGACUGACUGAG